Neltuma alba is the source of this 1956-nucleotide messenger RNA. Its product is annotated as nijmegen breakage syndrome 1 protein. The transcript has 12 exons. Gene Ontology annotation, molecular function: damaged DNA binding; protein binding. The record is from RefSeq and is a predicted model, not a curated record. Gene Ontology annotation, biological process: double-strand break repair via homologous recombination; mitotic G2 DNA damage checkpoint signaling. Gene Ontology annotation, cellular component: Mre11 complex. NCBI's taxonomy places the organism in Eukaryota, Viridiplantae, Streptophyta, Magnoliopsida, Fabales, Fabaceae. Bases 105 to 1769 code for a protein of 554 amino acids.
GCUUGAUUAGCGUCGUGCUUCUCUUCCUCGCUUCUUUCAAACAGCCAGCCAGUCUCCGCGGGAGUCAUUGCUAAGAAUUAACGAAGGAAAAACUUGGAAGCAAAAUGGUGUGGGGUCUCUUCCCCGUCGACCCUCUUUCAGGUGAAGAUAAGUACUACAUUUUUAGAUGUGGAAGCUACAAAGUUGGGCGAAAAGAUUGUGAUGUGAUCAUCACCAAAGAUAAAGGGGUUUCACGGGUUCACGCUGAAAUUAUCGUUCAGGCAAUGACUAAUGAGCCCUCUUACUUAUCAUCCAGAGUACUAAUUAGAGAUUGCUCUAAGUAUGGAACAUUUAUUAGCAAGAAUGCGGGGCCCAAGAGAAAAGUUCAUGAGCUUCCAAAUAAAGAAGCAACACUAGAGGAUUGUGAUCUUAUAUCUUUUGGAACUGGUAGUGCAACCUACAGGUUUUCCCAUGUCCCGCUAGUUUUCUUCAUCUGUUCGUUGGAUAAAGCAGAUCAAUCUCUAGAAGAGAGACUUUCAUCAUUUGGUGGUCGCAUUACAAAUGCAAUAGGACAAGAGUGCACUCAUGUGCUGGUGGAUCAGAACAUGCCUUUGAAAGAUGAUCUUGUUGACGCUGUUGUGGCCAGGAAACCUUUGCUUCUCAAAACUUGGGUUGAGGUUGUUGCAGAAAAGAACAUCAGCACUGAAAUUCCUAGCUGUAAUUCCAGCUACAUUCCAACAGUGUCAGUGGAAGGAGCAUCUGUCAGAGUUGUUGACCCUAAAGCUCGUGAACACUGCUUAAAGGGAUAUACAUUUUUGUUGGAAUCAGUUCAUUUGUAUAAAUUUGGAGCCAAGUUAAAAUCUUUACUGGAAGUGGCUGGUGCAAAAAUUGCUUCUUUUGAAGAAUUCUGUACGGAUAGCCAAGGAUUAGAUUAUGGGGAAGAUAAUCGUGUAGUUUGCAUCAUCCCAGGAGGACCAGCAAGCAAGUCUGACCGCUUCAAUAAACAAAGUUCCUUAUCUAGAGUGAAUGAGAUGGACAUAACAUGUGCUGCUUUAAGUGGACAGUUAGAUCAGUCUAUAUUGAUCUCACCCUGUGUACUUGUUUCAUCUUCAUGCUCUACGGAUGAGACAAUAGUAGCAGAUUCCGAUACUGAAGAUGAAACUGCCACAUUAUCCCGUGCGAGGGAGACACUGUGCAAAGGAGAUGAUAUAAAAUAUGAAAAAGCUGACAUAUCAUUGGAUGUUGCUCCUGCCAGAUUUACUAAUAUGAAAUCUGACAGAAGGGAGACAUCCUUGGAUGGUGUUUCUGCCAGAUUGGCAGAAAAAGGUGACGGAAAACAUGAAAAUAGAGAAUCAGCUUUGCAUGACGCUUCUUCCAGGUUGGAUCCGCAAUCUGCCAGCUUCAGGGAAGGUGGUGUUGGUGUAAGAGUGAAGAAAGACGAGGUUGAUGAUUAUGAAAGUAGAAGUUCAGAUAUUAUUUACAGCCAAGAUUUAAUUGUCCGGGAUAUAGAUUCAUCUUCUGGCACAAAUGCUGCAUCAAACAGCAGUCUUCCAAAUUUUAAACGUUUUAGAAAGGUACAUUCAGGAUCAGGGAAUAGUUUCACCAAUCUUGUUCCAUUCGCAAAGUAUCCAUACAAGGACUCUGACUAUGAAAAUGAUGAGAUUAACAAGUCUAUAAAGGAAGAGAAAAAGAGAAAGAAAAUGGAAGCUAUUGCGGAAGACUUGUUUAAUAAUGAGAAGGCGAGAAAGCGAGGCGCAGCUGGUUCUCUUCGAAGCAUUCUUAUUUCAUGAAGGCAGCCAUAUUUAAUUCGUCUGAAUUAUGAUAUGCUUUUGUGUUUAUCUAAUAAUGUAUUGAUCAGAAAGUAUAUUUUCAUUCUGUAGUAACAAAUUCUAAAGUAAUGUGUUAUAUAUUUGGGUAAUUAAUUAAUUCGAAGAAUCGUGGAUUGUUUCUAAUUGAAGUUUUAUUUAUCAAGGAUCA